Messenger RNA from Vigna radiata var. radiata (mung bean), 1771 nucleotides. Its product is annotated as shaggy-related protein kinase eta. Bases 161 to 1303 code for a protein of 380 amino acids. The transcript has 12 exons. Gene Ontology annotation, biological process: signal transduction; protein phosphorylation. NCBI's taxonomy places the organism in Eukaryota, Viridiplantae, Streptophyta, Magnoliopsida, Fabales, Fabaceae. Gene Ontology annotation, cellular component: cytoplasm. The record is from RefSeq and is a predicted model, not a curated record. Gene Ontology annotation, molecular function: protein serine/threonine kinase activity; ATP binding.
AAGAAAAGAGUGGAAAAAGGAGAGCUGUGAUCACAUGGACUUGUCUUUCUCUUACUGGCUCCUUCAUUCAACCUUUUCUUUCAUACCCUCUCUUUCUCUAUUUCCCUUCUCUUCUUCUUCUCUUUCCUAGAUUCUUCCUCUUUUCUCUCUACCCUCUGCCAUGGCUGAGGAUAAGGAGAUGUCCUCCUCCGUCGUCAAUGACAAUGAUUCCGUCACUGGUCACAUCAUAUCCACAACUAUUGGAGGCAAAAACGGGGAGCCCAAACAGACUAUUAGUUACAAGGCCGAACGAGUGGUAGGAACUGGCUCGUUUGGAAUUGUUUUCCAGGCAAAAUGCUUGGAAACUGGGGAGGCAGUGGCCAUUAAAAAGGUUUUACAGGACAGAAGAUACAAGAACCGUGAACUACAGUUAAUGCGAGUCUUGGAUCAUCCAAAUGUGAUCUCACUGAAACAUUGUUUCUUCUCAACUACAAGUACAGAUGAACUUUUUCUAAAUUUGGUGAUGGAAUAUGUUCCGGAGUCCAUGUAUAGAGUCUUAAAGCACUAUAGCAAUGCUAAUCAAAGAAUGCCUAUCAUCUAUGUGAAACUUUACAUGUACCAGAUUUUCAGGGGAUUGGCAUAUAUUCACACUGUUCCCAAAGUUUGUCACAGAGACUUGAAGCCUCAAAAUAUUCUGGUGGAUCCUCUUACACACCAAGUAAAGCUAUGUGAUUUUGGAAGUGCCAAAGUUCUAGUGAAAGGUGAAGCUAAUAUAUCAUACAUAUGUUCACGAUUCUAUCGUGCCCCAGAACUUAUAUUUGGUGCUACAGAGUAUACAACUUCUAUUGAUAUUUGGUCAGCUGGCUGUGUCCUUGCUGAACUUCUUCUGGGCCAGCCAUUAUUUCCAGGAGAAAAUGCAGUAGACCAGCUUGUACAUAUUAUAAAGGUGCUUGGCACACCAACUCGAGAGGAAGUACGCUGUAUGAAUCCCAGUUACAAUGACUUUAGAUUUCCACAGAUAAAAGCACAUCCAUGGCACAAGAUUUUUCACAAAAAGAUGCCUCCAGAAGCUAUUGAUCUGGCAUCUCGGCUUUUGCAAUACUCUCCAAGUCUUCGGUGUACUGCGCUUGAAGCAUGCGUACAUCCUUUCUUUGAUGAACUACGAGAACCCAUUGUUCGCCUGCCAAAUGGCCGUCCAUUUCCUCCUCUAUUUAACUUCAAACAGGAAUUAACCGGAGCGUCUCCAGAGCUUGUUAACAAGUUGAUACCUGACCAUGUGAAGCCACAAAUAGGAAUGCAAUUUGUUCAUCCAAUAGGAUCAUGAUGAUAAGCUAGCAGGGACAUAAUGUAUACUAGUUGAUAAGUUAAACGAAAGUAGAACUGUUAUUUUUGUUUAAAUUACCAUCUUUUUUACCUGGCCAGUGUAGUCUCAAGCUGAACCUGGACUGAGAUUUGGGGUGCAGGAUGGCUACACUUGAUCUAUCUGCAUAUGUAUACACCUUUUGAUUCUCUGUGACCACUGUUGGAUCUUAUUUUGAGGCAAGUAGCCUUGUUUAUGUGUAGUAGUAGUAGUAUACUUGGUCUGAAAUGGUCAGAACUUAGAAUACUUAUGUAAGGGGAAAACUAAAGCCUUGGCUGGAAGAAGGGAAGGGAGGGUCCACAUAGGUUUUUGGGUUGUUGGGUUUAAUUUAUUUUACUCCUUGUUAAUGUAACGUGCUUUUUAUAAAUGCUGUUGACCAGUUUCUUUCCUUGUGAAAUGUAAUGUUGCUAUCUGUAUGUUUUCUUUUCUUUA